Messenger RNA from Westerdykella ornata, 1001 nucleotides. RefSeq lists its product as uncharacterized. Bases 189 to 920 code for a protein of 243 amino acids. The transcript has a single exon. The record is from RefSeq and is a predicted model, not a curated record. NCBI's taxonomy places the organism in Eukaryota, Fungi, Ascomycota, Dothideomycetes, Pleosporales, Sporormiaceae.
GAUCCUUCACUGUACGGACGGUGGCACAACAGCUCCUACACUAUAGAUAGCUGCCCGGGCAAACCCCAGGCGGGAUACCGCAGCAGCUGCCGAAAGGCUGAAGGACGUUCUCAUCUCCGGCUUUCUUCUCGGCAGGGGAGAUGGGUGGGAGAUGCCCUAGAAAAGCGGUGAAGUCGCAAAGGAGCUAGAUGCAUUCCUGUCUGACUGUUGUGUUGCAAUUACGCAGAGAGGAGACACCAGAAAAGCCCCGGAAGAGAAAGUGCUGUGCACAAUAUUCCACCAUACCAGUCACAUUGAAGGGUAGGAUGAGGACCAGACCAAACAGCCAUCGUAACAUCUCAUACCCUCUUUCAACCUUGAAACCCGCCCCUGUCCAUGGCGCAGAUCAAGCUUGUCUUGACGCUUGCCGCUUUAAGGCUGAGGCGUUGGACCCGGGGAUUUGGUUUUCACGAUGGGAGUUGUGGUGUGGUGUGGUCCCGAGAGGUAGGCAUGUGGCGUGUCUCAUAGAUGCCUUUGAAGGAUAUGCUGCCCAUGUGCUCCGAACGGGCGAAGUAGGAACCGAAUCCACACAGCUUUCAACAAGAUCGCUCUCACAUGGGCCUGAUAUCCCUCGAGCGCAAACCAGAACUGGCCGAAUAGUUCGAGGUGGCUCUUAUGGCGGUUGGGUAGCUCCAGUCUCAGUAUUGCGAUGUGGAACAGCCACUACCGCUGGGCGGCGGAAGAGGCGCCGGAUCUGCAUCUCACCCUCCGUGGUUCGAGCCUUUCCCGCUCCUCGCUGGCUAUACAGGUUUGCACGUUCGCUUCAGGUGUUCUUCGAUAUGACUCGCGGGCUGCACGAGACGGAAGAUGUUGCGGGUGUGGCGACAAGUGUCUUCCCCCGGGAUUGUGUGAAAACCGUGUAUUGUCCCUUGAGUGCAUGAAGAUUGUUCGGCGAGGUGCAACACCGACCCGAUCUCUACGCUGAUAGACGGUGUCAAAGGGCGGAGGUUGAUAAUUACCGG